Molecule: messenger RNA, 2383 nt
Organism: Phacochoerus africanus (Common warthog)
Lineage: Eukaryota; Metazoa; Chordata; Mammalia; Artiodactyla; Suidae
Gene: CASP10
Product: caspase 10
Exons: 9
Coding region: 593-2143 (516 amino acids)
Biological process (GO): proteolysis; negative regulation of extrinsic apoptotic signaling pathway via death domain receptors
Molecular function (GO): protein binding
Source: RefSeq, a predicted model, not a curated record
UUCCUCUGAUUAGAAUGAAAUUUCAUGUAGAAAGACCAUAAGUUUAUGAACCGGUCAGGCGGGUUAAUUUGUGACUUCCUGCCUAGUCUGUUGUCUGAAACCACUCACUCUUUCUAGGGUCUAGGAUUCUAGCUUUUCUUUCUGUGAAAUCAGUAAAGCCUUGCCCUGUUAUGGUGGUAAUGUUAUCCUGUUGGCCUUGGGUUGGUAGACAUUUCUGGAAGUAAACCCCUCCAGAUUACUUUGUUUCUCAAACGUAACACUGCUCUUUCUGCAGGUGGGUGGGAAUGAAUUAAGAGCUCCCUUUCUUGUGACUACUUUCCACUCAGGACAUUUUGAUUUGGGAGAACUCAGGGUCACUUGAGUUCCAGUAAAAGCUCUCUUUCAGACCACCUACAGGCCAGGGUUGGGGUCAAGUUUUCUGGACUAGAGGUUUUUGAAAUGACCUCGCAGUGAUUUUCAUUUUUCAGCACUUCUAGAAAAGUCUAAGGCCUGGAACAGAGGCGACCAGGACGGAGGAAGGGCCUGGGACGUUGGGGUGCCCCGUCUCCUUAGUCUCUAACCCACGGCCCCCACCUGCUGUCUCAGGCCGGCCAUGACAGCGCAAGGCCAAAGUCUGAGUUCAGAUGAUUACUAUCAAAUGGGCUUUCGAGGGAAGCUUCUGAUUAUAGAUUCGAACCUUGGAGAUCAAGAUGUGGAGCGCUUGAAGUUUCUCUGCCGAGACCACAUCUCCUCCAGGAGCCUGGAGAGGUCCAACUUGGCCGUGGAUAUUUUUGAUCAGCUGAUGACAGAGGAGCUGCUGAGUGAAGAAGACACUUUCUUCCUAGCGGAGCUUCUGUACACCAUCAAGCAGAAUUCCCUGCUCAGGCACCUCAACUACACCAAGGAGCAGGUGGCAAGCUUGCUGCCCACCCGCCGGAAGGUCUCCCUGUUCAGAAACCUGCUCUAUGAACUGUCAGAAGACAUCAGCUCCGACAACUUAAAGGGGAUGACCUUCCUUCUGAGGGAGUCCAUUCCUAGAGUCCAGAUGACCUCUCUAAGUUUGCUGUCAUAUCUGGAGAAACAAGAUCAAAUAGGUGAAGAUAAUCUGACGUUACUGGAGGAUGUCUGCAAAAAAAUUGCACCUAACCUUAUGAGAAAGAUAGAAAAAUAUAAAAGAGAGAAAGCCUCCCAGGUGGUGACCCCUCCCUCAGCCAAGGAAACUGAGUCAUUGCCUCAAGGAAAGGAGGAACUAUUUUCCCCAUCGGACAUUAAACAUCUCCUUGGAAGCUUACAGGAGGGGUCCCAGCAAGAUGAACAUGCAGGGAGUAAUGGUGAGACAGCAACUCCAGUCUCCGUGGAGCUGUUGGGAGCAUCUGUUGAGACUCUAACUUCUAAAUCCAGCACAAAGGAGACAGCUGUGUACAGGAUGGACCGGAAUCACAGGGGGUUCUGUGUUGUUGUCAACAACCACAGAUUCACCUCGCUGUCAGAAAGACCAGGAACCCAUAAAGAUGCUGAAUGUCUGAAGCGAGUGUUCGAGUGGCUGGGGUUCAGCGUCCAUGUGUAUGUCGAUGUGACUAAAGGCCGCCUCAUGCAGGUUCUGCGGGAAUAUCAGAGUCACCCAGGCCAUGCUGAUGGAGACUGCUUUGUGUUCUGUGUGCUGACCCACGGGGAAUUUGGAGCCAUCUACUCCUCUGAUGGGGACCUCAUUCCCAUUCGGGAGAUCCUGUCUCACUUCACAGCCCAGCAGUGCCCUGGUCUGGCGCACAAACCCAAACUCUUUUUCAUCCAAGCCUGUCAAGGUGAAGAGGUACAACCCUCCGUAUCCAUUGAAGCAGAUGCUGUAAAUCCUGAGCUCAAGGCCUCUCUCCUUAAGGACAGCAUUCCUGUCGAGGCGGAUUUCCUUCUUGGCCUGGCCACUGUCCCUGGCUACGUGUCAUUUCGGCAUGUGAAGGAAGGUAGCUGGUAUAUCCAGUCUCUUUACAAUCAUCUGAAGGACUUGGUCCCAAGACAUGAAGAUAUCUUAUCCAUUCUCACCGCCGUCAACAAUGAUGUGAGCCGACAAGUGGACAAACGUGGAAGCAAAAAACAGAUGCCUCAGCCUGCUUUCACACUACGUAAAAAAGUCGUAUUCCCUGUGCCACAGGAAGAGCUUUUAUUGUAGCAGCGAAUUCUGAUCGACUUAAGACUUGAGAGGAUCCUUUGGCCAUUGCUCCAACUUCCUCACUCAUCAUAGAAAUUGGUGACAGAUGGAGAGCUGGCCUCCGACUGCCAUUCUAAUAAUAGAAAAUGUCCUAUUUUCUGCCACAACAAAUUCUGUUUUUUUUUUCUUUUCUUCUUUUUGAUAUGCCACGCAUAUGGCUCAAAUCUGCUGUUUCUGUGGCUGUGGUGAUUCAACCCCAAC